Messenger RNA from Tupaia belangeri chinensis (Chinese tree shrew), 1423 nucleotides. It is a transcript of the gene TNFSF13, whose product is annotated as TNF superfamily member 13. Gene Ontology annotation, biological process: positive regulation of isotype switching to IgA isotypes; immune response; positive regulation of B cell proliferation. The record is from RefSeq and is a predicted model, not a curated record. The transcript has 6 exons. Bases 444 to 1202 code for a protein of 252 amino acids. Lineage: Eukaryota; Metazoa; Chordata; Mammalia; Scandentia; Tupaiidae. Gene Ontology annotation, molecular function: tumor necrosis factor receptor binding; receptor ligand activity. Gene Ontology annotation, cellular component: membrane.
UGUACCUGAGCUAGCAGCUCUUCCACCCUCUCUUCUUUCCCCACCCUCGACCUGCCCAGCUUGUCCCCCAUCCCUGCUCCUGGCACCAUGCCCAUAGCCACCAACCUUCCCUCCCCCAACUCUGCGGCUGCCCCAGGGUUCCUGUGCUCUGGCCGCUCCUCCUGGGUGUCACCACCAGCAGCCUCGUCCUUCCUAGAGAGACUGGCACCAAAUUUCCCUGAGGCUGGAGGAGGGCGGGGGACCUCAGGGCGACAUUGGCCCCACAGUGGUGGUGGUGGGGGGGUGCCUUUAGCUUGCUUUCCUCCUCCCUUUUUAUUCUCAAGUUCCUUUUUAUUUCUCCCUUGCGUAACGUCCUUCCUCCAUUCUGCACCAUUGCCUGCACCCCUAUCUCCCCACCACCUCCCUACCACUGAGGCCACAGCUGCUGGCAGAAUUCCCCGCUCAUGACAGUCUCAUCUCCUUUCUUGCUAGCCCCCAAAGCGCCCCCGGGUGACAUGGGGGGCCCGGUCCGAGAGCCGGCACUCUCAGUUGCUCUCUGGUUGAGUUGGGGGGCAGCUCUGGGGGCUGUGGCGUGUGCCAUGGCUCUGCUGACCCAACAAACAGAACUGCAAAGCCUAAGGAGAGAGGUGAGCCGGCUGCAGAGGACUGGAGGGCCCUCCCAGGAGGGGGAAGGGUAUCCCUGGCAGAGCCUCCAGGAACAGGGGCAGAGUCCUGAUGCCCCAGAAGCCUGGGAGAAUGGAGAGAGACCUCGGAGAAGGAGAGCAGCACUCACCCCUAAACAGAAGAAGAAGCGCUCGGUCCUGCACCUUGUUCCCAUUAACAGCACCUCCAAGGAGGACGCUGAUGUGACAGAGGUGAUGUGGCAGCCAGCUCUGAGGCGUGGGAAAGGCCUGGAAGCCCAAGGAUACGUUGUUCGGGUCUGGGACACUGGUGUUUACCUGCUGUACAGUCAGGUCCUGUUUCAUGAUGUGACUUUCACCAUGGGUCAGGUGGUGUCUCGGGAGGGCCAGGGAGGACAGGAAACUCUAUUCCGAUGUAUACGGAGCAUGCCUUCCAACCCGGACCGGGCUUACAAUAGCUGCUACAGCGCAGGUGUCUUCCAUUUACACCAAGGAGAUAUUCUGAGUGUUGUAAUUCCCCGAGCAAGGGCAAAACUUAGCCUUUCUCCACAUGGAACGUUCCUGGGAUUUGUGAAACUGUGAUUGUAUUAUAAUAAAAGGUCGUUCUGAGCUUGAAAACCGAGAGUGGGUACUAUCAGAGACAGCUAAGAGCUGACUAGACAAAGGACAGAGAACAGACAGGACAGAGGCCUCUUCCUGGGUUUGACUUGGAGACUCCUGUUCCUCCUCUCUGUCCACCCCCAUAUCCUAUACUUCAAUUUCAUGGAUAUUAAAGAGGUAGAGUAUCUUACUUUUAUCCUCCA